UUGGAUUCUUGAAUUAACAGGUUUGUUUGUAUAUCUUCCAGGUAAUAUUCAAAUUUCAAGAGCUUUACUCCAUUCUUAUUUUCUCCAUCAUAUAGCUUCUUCUUUCCUCCAAUUUUUCUUUCAAUUGCUAAGCAAAAAUCCCAUUCUCUCUCACUCUAACAUGAAAUCAAAAGCGCCCACUGAAACCAAACUCUCACUUUGGGCUACUAAUGUGAGUUCUUUCUUUAAUCUGCCCAACCCAAGAAUCCUUACCCUCUUCAUCAUCAGUAACAUUGCCACCUUCUCCUUGGGCACUGCCCUGCUAGUUCAAUGGAUCUUACAUGGUCAGUACCACCCUGAAUACGACUGGAUCGUCUACUAUGCACCAUUGAUGAUGGCAUUCGUAGUUUUCGUGUUGAUGAUCUGCUUCAUCUCUGCCAAUUUCUUGAACAAAAAGGAACAAAAUGUUCAUUCAUUAAGUUUGUGCUUUGAGGAGAAUGUUCAGAGUACUUCCCCACUAGUCCAAGAAGUUGAAAAUGAGCUAGCUCUUUCUGUGGUGCCUAGUGAUCAUGCUCAUGGUAAUCAACCCAUCAACUUGGCUGCUGUAGAACCUACUUGUACAAGGUUAAUGCUGAUUGCUCCUCAAGGAUCGAAUGUCAUCAAUAAAAAUUCGAACUUGAAACGAACAUUUUCUCUUAGAUUGCCUAUCAAUUAUAUUGAUUAUGGCAUGAUUAAGCGUUCAUUUAGUUGCAGAUUAUGAUAUUGAUUUCAUGGUUCUAGUUUGCAGGUGAAUUCCAAUAUUGUAUCUUUUAUCCUCUUAAAAGAAUUCCAAUAUUGGAAGUAAUUGGGUAGAGAAAUUAUUGGAGAGAAGUGCAUUUGUACAUUGAAAAUCAAUGUGAAUGUUCCUUGUAGACAUUAAUCAGACAGACAUUAUUGAUGACAUUUUCCAAUCCCAAUAGCUUAAA
This is a messenger RNA of Hevea brasiliensis (rubber tree), 944 nucleotides long. RefSeq lists its product as uncharacterized. The transcript has a single exon. The coding region runs from base 161 to 739 and encodes 192 amino acids. The record is from RefSeq and is a predicted model, not a curated record. Lineage: Eukaryota; Viridiplantae; Streptophyta; Magnoliopsida; Malpighiales; Euphorbiaceae.